Solanum dulcamara is the source of this 1142-nucleotide messenger RNA. RefSeq lists its product as uncharacterized. Bases 230 to 913 code for a protein of 227 amino acids. Gene Ontology annotation, cellular component: membrane; monolayer-surrounded lipid storage body. NCBI's taxonomy places the organism in Eukaryota, Viridiplantae, Streptophyta, Magnoliopsida, Solanales, Solanaceae. The transcript is spliced from 6 exons. The record is from RefSeq and is a predicted model, not a curated record.
CUUUUUGAUCUCUAUGUCAGUUUUGGGUGGUAGAGGUAUAGCGACUAACAACUAUUCGAAUUGAAUUUGAAACCUCAAAGCUGAAAUAAUUUCAACCUCUAAUUUUUAUGUUCCAUGGAUUCAAAAUAUCUAUAUAUAAAUUUUCAACCAAGGCAUUCAGGUGAUCCACAACUUUAGGUGAUUCUUGAUAGGAGGGUGUGAAUGGUCAAAUAUUAGGAUAGAAGCUCAGAUGGAUAUAAAAGUUUUGCAAGUCGGACAGGAGCUAAUGAAGGAAACUCUUCCAUUACAAUCUGGAUCGAGACUAUAUGAACUGCAAGGGUUGAAUUCCAAUAAGUGGUAUGAAGUGAAGAUCUCAUAUCCUGCUUCUAUACCAGCUACUUUUACUCUACAACUAAGUAAAGGAGGUUCAGGGCUAAAUGUUGGUAGGAAGUUACUGAAUACUGAAAAGAUUAUUUUUCGCGCGGACAACAGUCUUCAAUUGCUUGGUGACAAGGGCGGAAUGUUUGUCCUGGUAAAUGUGGAGCCUGAGGGAAUUGUUGCAAUACCUGGGGUAAAGGAGAGGAAACACAUCAUAUAUAAUAUAGUAUGUGAUGAGCUACUAUUUGGCAUCCCUCACCAAGCAUGGUAUGUCGUAGUGUUUGUGGUGCUCUGCUUGGCACUAGCCCUUGUAAUCCCGUCAUUUCUUCCGUCAUAUCUUCUACCAAGGAAUCAAGGAUUAGAUGCUGCUAAUCAUGGGGGAUUAGCUGCAACAUUGUGGUUGUAUAGGAAAGCCCGUGAGCAACACCUGUUUGCUGCAGACCAACCUGAUUUUGCUAGGAUGAGGAUUGCAAGCAAAGCUUGGGAUAUGAAGGAAAGAGCUAAAGAGGGUGGACAAUUUGUGCAGAACAAAGCCCAGGAGAAUACUGAAGCCUAAUAAUAUGGAGUGUUAUCAAGUGCAAUUUGUGUUUACCUUAUCUUAGACUUUGUGAGUAAUAUCCUAAUAAUAAAGAGGGGAGAGAGAAUGUCUCUGUUGUUCCUACUGAUCUUGGCAUAGAGUUCUCUCUGUUACCACUCUUGUUUCGAUGAUUGUUACGUAUUGUUUCAUUGUAUCGUAUUUGUUGUAUUGUAUUGUUUUAAUGAAUACAAUGUUUAAAUAGAUUGUA